AUGACAACCGACACUCCCUUCGAGCCCUUCGAGAAAAUUUCCAUCGAUACCGUUGGACCACUUCCGAUGACCAGAAGUAGAAAUGUCCAUAUCCUGACGAUCCAGGAUAACUUUUCGAAAGACGUAACCGCGAUCCCAAUACCCGAUAUCCGAUCGACAACAGUGGCUGAAGCCCUUGUUGAUCGAUAUAUGUGUUAUUAUGGGUAUCCGAGAGUCAUCCUCUCAGACAAAGGUACGUCAUUUACCUCGAAAAUAAUACAACAGCUUGCAAAAGCUUUAAAAAUACAAAGAUUAACGACUUCGGGUUACUACCUCCAGUCGAAUGGGUCCUUAGAACGGAGCCAUCAACCAUUAAUAGACUUUUUGCGAGUAAUUUCAGAUAAGUAUCCGAACUGGGAUCGAUAUGUGGGUCUUGCUGCGUUGAGUUACAAUACCAAUGUGCAUACGUCUACCAAAUUCACUACAUUUGAGUUGAUGUUUGGUCGAAGAGCUCGGUUGCCAACCCAAUUCCCCGAUUAUUCCAGAAUUGAAACUUAUUCUGAUUAUCUCGUUGACCUUAUGGGAAGAUUAUCAGAAGUUAGAGAAAUCGCUGCUGAUUGUCUCAAUAAAGCAAAACAAGAUUCCAAAAUUCGUUAUGAUCGAAACAUACAUGCCAGAACCUUUAAAGUAGGUGAUUUCAUUUAUGUUUUAAAAGAGCCGAGGAAAAAUAAACUCGAUGUUUAUUACACCGGGCCUUAUGAAAUUGUCGAUAUUAACGAAUUUGGGAGUCUUAUUUACCUAAAUGACAAAGGGAACCGAAAAUUGGUCAACCCUAAUAAGGCUAAACCUGCUUUCGAUCAAAAGGCUAAACCUUUAUAA
Microplitis mediator is the source of this 858-nucleotide messenger RNA. RefSeq lists its product as uncharacterized. The transcript has a single exon. The record is from RefSeq and is a predicted model, not a curated record. The coding region runs from base 1 to 858 and encodes 285 amino acids. Gene Ontology annotation, molecular function: nucleic acid binding. Gene Ontology annotation, biological process: DNA integration. NCBI's taxonomy places the organism in Eukaryota, Metazoa, Arthropoda, Insecta, Hymenoptera, Braconidae.